Messenger RNA from Paraphaeosphaeria sporulosa, 1770 nucleotides. Its product is annotated as PLP-dependent transferase. The record is from RefSeq and is a predicted model, not a curated record. The transcript has 3 exons. Gene Ontology annotation, molecular function: catalytic activity; pyridoxal phosphate binding. Bases 387 to 1589 code for a protein of 400 amino acids. Gene Ontology annotation, biological process: biosynthetic process. NCBI's taxonomy places the organism in Eukaryota, Fungi, Ascomycota, Dothideomycetes, Pleosporales, Didymosphaeriaceae.
CCAAGAGGGCGCGCUUGCCUCGCGCGGGCCGGGGCCGAGGGAGACGUCUCGCCUGAUCGAGAUGCAUCGCUCCUUGGGACGUGAGCCUCGUCCACGCAGCAGGGCGUGUGGCGGAGAACAGGCCGCGCACUCAGCACCACCGGCAAGCCGCUGCCCAAGUUGCUGAGCCCUGCUGCUCGCAUAAGCAGCUGUUCCAACGCAUGCCAGGCAUUGCCGAUCCAAGUACUGCACGUGGGCGCCCAAAUGCACGUCGCGCUGAGCUAGCGACCGCAACGCCCUAUGUCAAAAUAGCCCGCCUCUGUAUCGGCUCGCCGGGUUGACUGCAAGACACCGCACAGCCAUCCGACUUGCUCUUCUUCUCAAGUUGCCAGUCUGAACCGUUCACAAUGGUCAAGAUUGCACGCUUCUCUGUUGAGGCUUGGAUGGACAAGUACGAGCACAGCUGCAAGUACAACAUCGCUGAAACAUGUUGCGCCUCCAUCUCCAUCGACCAGCUACGCGAGCUUUCCGAGGACAAGGAUCGCGACGUCGUCACAACAUCCACAGCCCUUACGUAUGGUGCAAUCCGCGGCGCAGAUGCAUUACGAGACAACCUUGCCCGUCUGUACUCUGCCCGCUCUGGCAAAGUCUUGCCGCGUGACAACAUCCUCACCACCAAUGGAGCCAUCCAAGCCAACUAUCUCAUUGCAUACGCAUUGCUCGGCCCGGGAGACCAUGUGAUAUGUCACUACCCCACAUACCAAUCGCUAUAUGAGAUUCCCAAGCAACUCGGUGCUGAGGUCUCGCUUUGGAAAGCCAGCCCCGAGAACAAAUGGAGCCCCUCGAUUGACCAUCUCAAAACUCUCAUCAAGCCCAACACGAAGAUGAUCAUCAUCAACAACCCACACAACCCUACUGGUGCUGUCUUGGGGAAGUCCUUUCUCCAACAAGUCAUCGACAUUGCGUCAGAGCACAACAUCAUCAUCCACAGCGACGAGGUCUACCGCCCCAUAUUUCAUGGCAUCACACCCAUGGACGCUGAGUUCCCACCCUCAAUCGUCUCCAUGGGAUACGAGCGUGUCAUUGCAACAGGCUCCAUGUCAAAGGCAUACUCGUUGGCAGGUAUCCGCAUAGGCUGGAUAGCAUCGCGCGACCGCAGCAUCAUCGAAGAGAUUGCUGAGGCACGACACUACACCUUGAUAUCUGUCAGUAUGUUGGACGAGCAGGUGGCCGCCUUUGCAUUAGACCCAUCGACAAUCCACAGCUUACUCGCUCGCAACAUUGCCUUGGCCAAAACGAACGUGGAAAUCAUGGAAAAGUUCGUGUUGAAGAACGACGACGCAUGCGACUGGGUGAAGCCAGUCGCAGGUACCACCGCGUUCGUUCGAUUUCAUCGAGACGGAAAGCCGGUCGACUCGGUCGAUUUUUGCGAAAAGCUUCUAGAGAAGACAGGCGUGAUGUUUGUUCCUGGCAGUGACUGUUUCGGGCAAGAUUUCAAGGGCUAUGUCCGCAUUGGCUAUGUCAAUCAUACCGAGGGCGUCAAGGAGGGUCUAGACAAGGUUACACAGUUCGUCAGGAGGAACCUGGAUGACGUGAAGUUGGCAGAGUAAAAGCACAUAGUGGCAUGAAGUGCAUCAAAUCAGUACAAUCCCGAAUGUACCUGGUCUCGGAGUUGGAAAGUUGCCACUACAAAUGGUCAGAGAUGCAUCGUUCGGAAGCCGCCGCGGCCGUACCGCGGCAGACCGACCGUUCCUUAUCUGUGAGUGUACAAGUCCAUUUCACGACCCACGC